Papilio xuthus (Asian swallowtail) is the source of this 1447-nucleotide messenger RNA. RefSeq lists its product as uncharacterized. Gene Ontology annotation, cellular component: membrane. The transcript has 7 exons. The coding region runs from base 290 to 1126 and encodes 278 amino acids. The record is from RefSeq and is a predicted model, not a curated record. NCBI's taxonomy places the organism in Eukaryota, Metazoa, Arthropoda, Insecta, Lepidoptera, Papilionidae.
UAAGCCGCUUACUCUCUUAUUUUUAUUUAUCGUGAUUGUAAAUAACUUGUCAUAAUAUUCUAUAUCAUAAUACGAUAAAGGAUAAUUUCUUAUUUAAUCAAAAAUGUGACAUAAUACCAAAGUUUUUCUGGAGUGCUACGCAGGGGAUUUGAAAGAGAAGUCAGGAGUUGGGUGUAGGCGCCCAGAUGAGUAGAUUUAGUGCCAUCGCGAGCAUAUCAAGGCCCCAAAAAUUGCUCCCCACGGCAGCCCGGCGCGAGCGUACAUCGCCUACCACAAGCUGGGCGCAGGCAUGGAGGCCCAGACAGCCACGCCACAGACUGAAUGCGAUUGUGGUGUACACCCCUCUGUAUUCUACUUGCUGGCCACAUUACUACUUACCAGUUGUUCAACGGCAAUGCUGUGCGCUGCUAUGAUGACGGAGCACUGGGAGCACGUGGCGUGGGAGCGCGCCGCGCUGGCCGCGCUCGCAAACACAUCAAACACCGUGCUGCACUGGCUGCUAGACGACAAAGUCGCUAAGGUAGAGGGAGCAAACAAUCGUAAAGGCGGCGGUACAUUUUUAGUACCAAUGAACGGCGGCAUUUGGACCAUGUGUGUGUCUUUGGAAGAGGAGGAGGUGACGAUACUGUCGAGGGCGGGGUUCCCACAGGAGCCGCUGUGCACAAACUACUUAGCUAACAACGAGGACGAGGAGCCCAGAGCGGACUGGCAACAUCGCAUGCAGAACCUGUCUAUAUCAUGCGCGAUGGUGUGCCUGAUUGUACUGGGCAGCGCGGCACUGGUGGGCGCGUUCGGCGUCUGCAAGCACCAGAUCAGCGCCGUACUGGUUACCGGCGUCAUGUACCUGUUGGCCGGUCUAUUCGCGAUGUUCACGCUCAUGAUAAUCCACUUCAAACGUAUCCAGCGUGUAUCGACCCGCAGCAGUAGCCAUGGCGACGACACCGCGGACGGCGUGGUCGGGCCGCGCUUAGCCGCGUUACCUCUGCUCUCAGCUAGAGAGUUCACAACAAGCUGGUCGCUGGAGCUCGGCUGGGGUGGUGUUGCCCUCGCAACUACAACCUCCUUGCUUUGGAUAUUACUGUCCAAAAUAAUGAGAUACAAUCCUAUAUCAACUAUGCUGUUAUAAAUUUAUCUUUUAUCUUAAUACGGUCAAUUAUAAAAACUCGUUAUAUCGCGCAAUUUUGCUUUCAGCUUUAGUUCUGACAAAAGAGUAGUUUUAAAUCUUGUAGAUUUAACUAGUAGAUUAAUAAUGAAAUAAAAUGUAUUACUUAUCGACGAUUUAAAUAUUAUUAUUGUUUAAAAAGCAAUUUCAGACUAGUUCAGUGUGAAAUGAGGGAGAAAGAAAGUUCUAGAAAAUAUUUGCUUAUGGUAUUGUAAAACAUAGUUAAGUCAGGAUGAAAUCGGAGCAAUUAAAUCUAAUUUUGAUUUAAAAAAAAAAUUGAAAUUU